AUGGCAUGCAUUCAACCACCCGAACAUGAUGUACAUAUACAUCAUGUAGAGUGCUUACGUGAUGGUGGCAUUUUGGAUAAGGAUGAUCAACUUUUUGACGUUUUUGAUGACAAAAAAGAUCAGAUAUUAGCGAUUCACGAUGAAUCUGAUUCUUUGCCUACGUAUGCUUCUCAUUUUGUCGUUGAUGGAACAACGCCUUCUUCGACGUCUUCUUCAGCCACUGGAAAAUCUUCCACACCUAUAGAAAGCCCUUCUUUUGAGAGCAAAUUAAAUGUCAUAUCCAGUUCUAGUGAUGGCGAUGUCGUAGAAAUAACAAAUACUACUUUGCCUUCAACAGGUGAUUUACGCGUGAUUUCGGACAACGUGCAUACGCUGCAACAAAAUCCUACAUCAUCCUUUGGGAUAGCAGAUUCUGCUUCUGUUUCUGCUUCUGCUUCAUGCAGUAAUCAACCGUUCACACAUUUUGAACAGAAACGUGGCGGCUUUUUAAAUUCAACACGUAUCCAACAUUCCGCAUUGAAAACUGCGAAUUCGCCUCCAAAAACUAAAUAUCGUGUCACUAUAUCGCCAGAUGCUCAACGACAUGCACAACAAGAAGCUAUGUUACCUUCUCAGACAGAAUCAUUGUUGACACGAGCAUCCAUUCGAAAGUCACGUCUUACCGAUAACUUUUUUGAAGCAAAGGAACGAUUACAAGAUAAAUUUACUAAUACAUCAGACAGUCGGACAACCAAAACAGAAAUAAAAGCAUCCAAAUUGAUACCACCAAUGGAAGCAAUUAAUCCAGCACAGACAGUGAUUGCACUCUCAGAUACCACGAUUAAUAUUCACUUAGGCAUUGAGAUCUCCCCUGUGUAUGAUACAGUAAACAGUACACGACUACAAGCAGUAGAAAUCAGGCAAAUUGAUGAAGAUGGACGAAUAGGUAUUGAUGGGCGCCUUCGAACUGGAGAUCGUAUUGUAGAAAUUAACCAACGUCCGGUUUAUCAGAUGUCCCUUUCACGAGCUCGAGCUUACUUACACGAAAUGCAAACAAUCUCCCAUCCAAGCCUAACGAUUGAUCGUUCUAUAGAAACAUUUGUUAGCGAUGCAGUUUCUCAUCAUAGUCAGUCAUCAACAGGUAGUCUACAAAAACGGCCAUUACUAUCUGCUUUACAGCAAGCAAAUACAACAACUCUUGGGACAACAUUUCCGGUUGAAAUUACUAAAAGGAAUAAUGGCUUCGGUUUUACCAUAACAAGUCGUGAAACUGCAAAGGGCGAACGAUUAUUUUACAUUGGGACCGUAAAAGCUGGUGGGGCAGCAAUUAAUAAAUUGAGAGCUGGUGAUCGGUUAUUACAGGUUUUACAUGGUGGCGCUGCGUAUAAAGAUGGUCGAUUACAAGUAAAUGAUCAAUUAAUAGGAAUUGAAGAUAUUGACCUGAAGCGAAUGAGUAAAAAUUCAGAUGCUAGCGAUGCAAUUACGAGAUGCUUGAAAAACAUUGGACCGAAUGCUAGCAGCGUGCGCUUACGAGUUGCAAGAAAAAUCGUCUUGCAUCAUCACACUGUUUCUUCAAGUGUAGGAAAUUGCACAGAUGAAUCAUUGGAUCCAAUUUAUGAUAAAUCUGACAAAAAUGAUAAUUUUAAGACAAAAUCAGCGGAAGCCUCGCUUUUAAACGAACAGCAAUUACGACAGAAUAAAUUCAGACAACAACUAAGAAAUUCAAACGAAGAUUCAGAUUCGUUUACUAGCGAUCGACAUAGAAGUGUGUCAGAAGAUGAAAUUAGUCGCGUUGAUGUGGAUGCUUUCAGUAGAAAGAGUCCUGCAAGAAGGUCGAUAUCAGAAAAACGUCACAUGGGUGUUGCGAGCGAUCUCACUAGCUCAACAUUUUUACAAAAUAUCAAGCGUAAUCGUCAAACAAGUGCACCUGUUUUACAACGUUUCGCUCCAUUUGUGAGCCCACCACAGCAAUCACGUAUGACAUCUUCAACACGUAGUGCAACAUCUUUGAGAGAAAGAUGCCGCUGUCGAAGUUCAGCGUUAUUUCGAUCUUCUACUGGUACAGGGGUCAUAAAGUUAUCGUCUACUAAUUAUCAUGAUGGAAAUCUUCCACUUCCAUUAGAAAAUUUUACUUCUAGUACCAAUUAUAAUGAAAGCAUUACUGAUGCUUGUACAUCACUAUCUCCAAAUCGUCGUUCACAAAGCCUCGAAAGUGUGGAGGCGCAGAAGUCAUCCAUACCAGAAAGUUUUUCAUCGCAUCCAAAUGAAUCAGCUCUACGAGAUGCUGUUCGAACAGAGCAAGUUGCCAGACGUGGCCAUCCAAAUGCUCUGAAACGAGCCCAAAAAUCUCGAUCUAACGGUUGCUCUCAGCCAUGCACUUCUGGUACUGAAGAUCAAAACGAGAUAAAUAGAAAUUUGAACGAGCCUUGUGCACCAUUACCUCAGGAACUGUCUUCUACCAACAAGGAAAAACAACAGCGGAGAAAAUCAAUUGGAAGUAGCAUAUUUUCAAAAAUUACUCAAAAACUUGGCGGUUCACGAUCACGUGAUGUGUCACCAGAAAAAGCAGCAUUAUCAGGAACUGCUCAGUACGAUUUCACUGAUGAUAAAAUUAAUAGACUAAAAAGUCAUCGAGAAUGGAGUAAAGAAAAUAACCAGUUAGCACGUGGAGCACCACCACCGUAUAAACCAAAGUCAGCAAGUAAUGAAUUCGGUGCAAACGACAUAUAUGGAACGUACAAGACAGAAAACGGAAAGAAGCUACCCGCUUGUGGCUAUAUUCGGGUUGCAAAUUCCAAGUUCUACAGUAAAUUUAUUGAGAGGAACAAAGAACAAUCGAAAGGAGAGCGUGCCAAAAUGCAGUGUACAUUGGAGAAGGAUAUGACAGUAUCCAACGAGCGAACACACAUACCACAUAUCAACCAACAAAGUAUACUCAAAUAUGAAAGCCGUCAACAGCAAUCACACCGACAGCUACAGUACUAUUACUACGGCGGACAAGACCAACAGCAGCAGCAACGAGAACAGUAUUAUGCGAGAUCCGGUAGUGACUACUAUGACGCAUUUAAUGCCUGGUUUGCACACAGUGCCGAAAAUGGUAAUGUGCCCUAUAAUAGAGAAGAUUCCGUUCAUGCCCAAGUAAACUCCCUCCAGGAGCAGUGCGAACAGGACAAGUCGUCGAAAGGAUUGGCCCUUAUUAUGCAACCGGCUACACAUCCUGUGCCCGUGAUUUUUCCGACUUCUAGAACCUUCAUGCUAGCGCCAUCAGCGCGUCUUUCUGGACGUUAUGCGAAUAGUUCACGUAGUAGUUUACGAAGUCUCGCUAAAUCUGUUGCUAUACAACCUUGUAGAAAGUUUCCAUCUUCUGAAAUCGAUAUAAUACAAAGUGAACAAACUUCAACAAAAUCUAAGGUAUCGUAUGAUAAUAAAAAGAAAUUAAGUGCAAAAAUUGAUGAAUUUCCAAAUCAGUUAAAAUCUUCUGAUCUCCCUUUAUCUUAUGAAAAGCCAUCAUCGAUUAUUUCAACGCCAAAUUCAUCAAGUAAUUUUGACUCUAGUUCAUAUAAACAUUCACAAAGUUGUCCGUAUUCGCAACAAGCAACUAAAGCUUGCACAGAUAUGAAUGCUACUGUAGCCUCCAAGUCAGUGAAAUAUAUCAAAAUUCAUCAUAAACCACAACUAUGCCUAAAGCAACAACCACUACGAGCACGAUCUGUUAACCAUAAUAUGACGACAGUAUCUUCUAAACAGCAAAUGCAUGAAGAUUUGCAUGACAUACAAGAUUAUAGCAAAUAUCUUCGAACAAAACGUCAAGAUCAUUUCAAUCUUGCAAAACAGCAGUUACAACGGGUUACAGUAAUUGCAACAGUACCUGAAGAAAUAAUGUUCUCAAGAAGAAAUGCAACGAGAAGCCCCUCAGAUCGUCCUAAAACUUUUUACAGUAAACUUUGA
Molecule: messenger RNA, 3927 nt
Organism: Thelazia callipaeda (thelaziosis nematode)
Lineage: Eukaryota; Metazoa; Nematoda; Chromadorea; Rhabditida; Thelaziidae
Source: the annotation of a GenBank genome assembly